CUGGCUCCGUACAGGUACAGAGUAUUCAAGCUUAUUUACAGGACCAUGCUGAAACAUAUAUUGCUGGGUUUACUUUUUGUGGCCCUGGUCCAUGGGGUUAUAAGGGUUCCUCUGAAAAGAAAGAAGACUCUCCGUAACAUCCUAAAGGAGAAAGGGCAGCUCUCACAUCUAUGGAAGUCACAGGGUUUGGAUAUGAUUCAAUACACUGAAACAUGUAGCACAUCAGGGGCCCCCAAUGAGCCCCUCCUCAAUUAUAUGGAUGUGCAAUAUUUUGGAGAGAUAUCAAUCGGUACCCCACCUCAAAACUUUACUGUGAUUUUUGACACUGGCUCCUCCAAUUUGUGGGUUCCAUCCAUAUACUGCACUAGUCCAGCCUGUGUCCAGCAUGCCAGAUUCCAGCCAAGCUUGUCAAGUACCUAUGCUGCCAAUGGGUCUCCAUUCUCUAUCCAGUAUGGCACUGGCAGCCUUUCAGGUCUAAUAGGGGUUGACCAGGUUACGGUACAAGGUAUCUCAGUACAGAACCAACAGUUUGGGGAGAGUUCCUCCGAGCCAGGAAGUACAUUUGUGAAUGCAGCUUUUGAUGGAAUCCUGGGUUUAGCAUAUCCUUCAUUGGCUGUGGGGGGCUGUACUCCUGUCUUCGACAACAUGAUGGAUCAGAAUUUAGUGGAAGAGCCCUUGUUUUCAGUCUACAUGAGCAGAGAUCCUAACUCAUCUGAUGGAGGGGAACUGACAUUUGGGGGUAUUGACACAUCUCGCUAUAAUGGACAGCUGAAUUGGGUGCCUGUCACUAACCAGGGCUACUGGCAGAUUCAACUGGACAACAUACAGGUGGACGGUGAGGUGGUAUUCUGCAGUGGAGGGUGUCAGGCUAUUGUUGACACUGGCACCUCCAUGCUUACUGGCCCCUCCUCUGAUAUUGUACAACUUCAGACUGCCCUUGGAUUUACAGCUUCAGACGGAGAGUAUGGAGUGGAUUGCAGCACCUUGAGUGGAAUGCCCAGUAUCACCUUUACUAUUAAUGGAAUUGGGUACACACUGUCACCGGAGCAGUAUACACUACCACAGGGAGAAGGCUUCUGCAGCAGUGGGUUCCAGGGCCUUGAUAUUCAGCCACCAGCUGGGCCCCUGUGGAUUCUGGGCGAUGUUUUCAUUGGUCAAUAUUACUCUGUAUUUGAUCGGGGUAAUAACAGAGUGGGAUUUGCUCCUGUGGUAACAUAUGCUUCACCGACUAAUGGGGUGUGAUUUAAAUAUGAAGGCUUUUUAGUACUUUAUACAAACGACAAAGUAAAAGAAUAAAGUUAAGGUCGUUGGCCCAUUGCCCAGAAAAUAAUCAGGGCAAUGGGGCAGCGGUGCUUAAGGGCCACCUGAAACUGUUUUCCCAAAAGAGGGGUUUCCUGGUUUUCUAGACUCCUUGUUUUUUGUUUUGUUUUUUGAGUUUUUAGUACUUUAUAAAUCUUGACUUGUAAUAAAGAUUUGUUAAAUAAAUGGA
This is a messenger RNA of Pelobates fuscus (common spadefoot toad), 1489 nucleotides long. It is a transcript of the gene CTSE, whose product is annotated as cathepsin E. The coding region runs from base 46 to 1242 and encodes 398 amino acids. The transcript is spliced from 9 exons. Gene Ontology annotation, molecular function: aspartic-type endopeptidase activity. NCBI's taxonomy places the organism in Eukaryota, Metazoa, Chordata, Amphibia, Anura, Pelobatidae. Gene Ontology annotation, cellular component: endosome. The record is from RefSeq and is a predicted model, not a curated record. Gene Ontology annotation, biological process: antigen processing and presentation of exogenous peptide antigen via MHC class II; proteolysis.